GUUCAGUAUCUUGCAUAGCAAUUCGUUUGUUUAUACUGCCGACGUAUUUGUGAGAGGUUCAAAAUAAUACGAAUCCAACUACUGUUUACUAGCAGCUCGUACUAUACAAAACAGAGAGAUUGAUUGGAUUCUCUUCGUUGGGGGAUCGAAGCAAGCGGGAGAACACACGUCGCCGAGCACUGCGAUGCGAUGGUUCGAAUUUGCUGCAAAACGUGAGCUACGAACAGAACAUAGUCAGACGUUGAACGAAAAGAAUUCCAAAACAACUCCCAGCUCUCUGCCCAGUAGAGUUCCAUCCAAGGAAGCCGAGCGCAAGCGUUGAAAUGUGCGUUUGGCAUUUGCUGUGAAAUGAAGUGAAGAAAGUUCUAAGGAGAGGAAAAUUUUAGUGCAAUAUUUAAGUGAAAUCAACGAAUUUCCCAGUGAUUACAACGGGAGAAUUACUCUCGAACACGUUCGGUGAAACAAAUCCAACAAGCACAAUCCACAACCAUGGAGUUCCGAUUCAACUGUCAUCCGUUGUUCCGGCAGCGCAUUGUCCGGAUAAACAGUUCACUUCUACCGACCGGAUUCACCGCACAAUGCCGCCGUUCGGCACUAGAUGCAACCGCACAAAUAUCGGAAAUCAUCAAUUUCAUUGGCCAGCUGUCCGCCCAAGCCCAGGGUCUUUCGAAUCCAGUGACAACAUCUCAGAAACUUCGAAACUCCGAUCAUCACAUUUACCUUAUGUUUGAACCAAACGAUAAACACGGACUGGUUGUUGGAAUUCUGAAAGUUGGACGUAAAUCCUUAUACGUAUUCGACCAGACUGGAGAAACGAUACACGUCACAGCACCAUGCGUUCUGGACUUUUACGUACACGAGUCCCGACAACGUGGCGGACUUGGUCGAGAACUGUUCGAUCACAUGCUAAAAGAGGAACACAUCGAACCGGCCGAGAUGGCCAUCGAUCGUCCUUCGGAAAAGCUGCUUGGAUUUCUCCAGAAACAUUAUGGGCUGUACAAGAAAAUUCCCCAAAUGAACAACUUUGUCGUGUACGAAGGCUUCUUCACCAGCAACCAAAACUCGUCGGACAUUGACGGUCGCCGCAUGCACAUCACCGCUAGUCCUAACACCAAUCUAUUCGGACCGACGUUCACCACCGCCGAGGAUAGGCGGAGGUCCAAUUCGCAAACACGCCAACCGGUCAUCUCCCCACCGAUAGUUCAGCAACCCCCAGUAGGACGCUAUGCGGCAAAGCGACCUUCCUGCAGUAUGGCACAGAUAAUUCACAACAGUCCAAAUACUGUGGCUACCGAACCUAACAGCACUUCUCCCACUAACAACCAUCAUGCGCCUCCAUCCGCUCCCACUAACAAUAAUGAUUAUGAAAACGAUCAUCAUCAUCAUCACCAUCAUCAUCAUGACAACGGUCACCAGCAAGAGCCAGACCAGCAGGAACCGGAGGAACCGGAAGAGCACAAUAAUCCAGCCCAUGAUGAUGUUGCUGAUGAUGUCCUAUCGGUUAAGCUUCAAAAUUUAAAUAUGUCGGAACCAUCCGACUACGUUGACUACCAUCGCCUCCAUCACCAUCAUAAACCCGGUCAGGAGGUGAAGUUUGCCGACGAAUACGGAGAAAUUCCAGAGCCGUUGGCCGAUCCAGAUCCGUACAGCUUCCAUCCGCAUCAUCUUGAGCUGAUCCAUCAGUCACCGGAACAGCAGCAGCAGCAAAUGAUGAUUAAUCGUGAAAAUUCUGCUUCUCCCCAAUCGAUCAGUCAGCAGCAAACCCCAGAACACCCCGGACCGAGAAAACCAGUCCGGUACACGAAACAACAUACCGGUAUGAAGAACAUGUCGUCCGGUGUUGGGGCCGCCGUGACACCCUCCGCGAAGAUGGAAUUCGACCAGGAGGAAAACGAAGGGUUCGGUUCGGUCAAAAUAAACCGACCAAUUGGCAAGUCCAGCACGAAGAACAGUUUGAACGACAAUGAUAACGAGUCGGUCCAUUCCAAGGGUUCCGAAAGUAGCCAUCUAACCGAGCACGGACAUUUUGAUCUCAAGUUCUAUCACAAUAGACUCUGGUAAGACCCCUCGGUUUCAGUACCAGCAGCCCCAGACAAAUGGAAUGGAUUGUAAAAUGCGAUAACCAUCGUCUUCUAUGCAUUAUUAGAUCAAUAAGAACUUCUUAGCAUUUUUUUUUUGUUCUUGAUGAAUGAUGAUUCAGUAACUAGUAAAUUUUGUACACGUACAUCGUAUGCAGGCAUAAUAACUCUUAGAUCAUAAAAUGGAGGCUGCAUGAUAUUACUAAAACAAAACAAAAUAAAAAAUAAUGUCCUGAAUUGAUAUUGUUGAGUAGAUGUCACGCUUGUUACCAGUAGAAUUGCCGUUCUGUCACGCAAGAAUGUGACCAAUAAUCUAAAGCGGGCACACUUACAUAGAUUAAUUAUAGUUGUUGUUAGGUUUUUUUCGAUAAAAGCUUUGCUUUAUCUGUAUCCAACACUAGGCAACAUGUGCUUCAGUAAGUUUGAGUUUUUGGUGCAUUUGUUGAUUUAUUAGGCGUUUCAACUAUGAUAUAUGACAAGCUAGAAUGCUAGAAUGCAAGUGAGAGUGAAUAAAUGCAUUCCUUACAGAACUUUCCAAGAGGACUAUCUAGACGAUUACGUCAUUCAUUAAAUGGCCAGUGAAAGUGAGUACACGCACCUCUUGAUAUCCUGUGUUCGAAACAAACCUGAACAAAUUGAAUGAAAAUUACCGAUCGUUAUAUUUGAAUGUAUUUUCCUCAACUACAAUUAUAAAUGGUAAACAAGAAAAAAAAACUUCCUACCAAUAAAUAAUAAACAAAAUCUUUUCGAUGUUCAAAUCAUUUCAGACUUCAAUAAAUAAUCUUGGAUAUUACAUGGAAAUAAU
Molecule: messenger RNA, 2883 nt
Organism: Malaya genurostris
Lineage: Eukaryota; Metazoa; Arthropoda; Insecta; Diptera; Culicidae
Product: alpha-tubulin N-acetyltransferase
Exons: 8
Coding region: 490-2061 (523 amino acids)
Biological process (GO): alpha-tubulin acetylation
Cellular component (GO): microtubule
Molecular function (GO): tubulin N-acetyltransferase activity
Source: RefSeq, a predicted model, not a curated record